Venustampulla echinocandica is the source of this 7317-nucleotide messenger RNA. Its product is annotated as Protein kinase-like (PK-like). The record is from RefSeq and is a predicted model, not a curated record. Gene Ontology annotation, molecular function: protein binding; protein serine/threonine kinase activity. Gene Ontology annotation, biological process: DNA damage checkpoint signaling; protein phosphorylation; telomere maintenance. Gene Ontology annotation, cellular component: nucleus. Bases 1 to 7317 code for a protein of 2438 amino acids. NCBI's taxonomy places the organism in Eukaryota, Fungi, Ascomycota, Leotiomycetes, Helotiales, Pleuroascaceae. The transcript is spliced from 12 exons.
AUGGCCUCACAACUCAUCAACAACCUUGCAACCGCAAACAAGGUUUCGCGAGUACCUGAACAGGAUGACUUGAAAAGGCUGAUGUCCGAGGUAUCAGAUCUGGAGAACCGAGCCUCUGAACUCACCAAUCCCGAUGAGAAACUUGAGCAUAAACAUAAGCUGAUCUAUGUCUUUGCCCGUGCGGUUUUGGAGAGGCUCAGCUCCGAUGAUCCUUUUAUGAACACUUCCCAACUAGUGUCUCAGGCCUCUGAAGCAUUGGAUAUUUUUAUGUCGGCAGUCAAAGAGACACCUGCUGUUCUAAGUUACGUUUUGAAUGCGGAAGAAGUUCUCCAGGCUCGCGGUCAGGAGCCGCUCUGGAACUGGUUAUUUCCACGAGUCUUGACCCUUUUGGGACGGCGAGAAUAUGAUGCCCUGACUGAGAAAAUCAAAGACUUUUUCUAUGUAUGCUUUCAGGUUGUCUCCCGAUCACCUAAGCUAUGGAAUUUGAACCACUAUUUCUUCUAUUAUCUCAAGGAGUGCGCAUCAACUAUUUUGAUCCACCUUCAAAACCCUGCUAUUAUUUCUCAUGGACAGAUACCUGAAAUUAUCACACCCUCUGGUACACUGGAUAGCUCCAUGUUUUUCCAGCAAAAAGAAGACUCGGCCAACGUAGCGCCCCUCUGCAAAUAUAGAGUCUAUGAUAUCUCCCAUGCGUUCUGGAAUCUCAAUAGCCUCUUAAAUAUCCUGGUUGAUAUAUCUGUGGAAGGUGCAGCGUCUUUUGAUGCAACCCCGGCGUUUCAAGACUAUUUGGCAUGGGUCUUGGACUCAUUUCUUGCUAUUCGCGACUUACAGAGGCGAUGGCGGGUUAAUCCGCAACUACAGCAGUCCUGUAAUGGUGCUACUGCAAUAGCCCUUUCUGCUGUGCAAGCGCUACUGUCAUCACUUCGAGAGACUUUAUCGGAGACUACCCUACGCAAGGGCUGCCUUAUACUGGCAAUAUAUUGCGCUGAUCUCCUGGAGGAGUCAAGCGAUGGCUUGAAGACAUCAAGUCAACUCACGGUUUGCCGCAGCUUCUUGUAUUUGAGCACUAUCUGCACAAAGCAUGAUUCUGUUUGUCAAGCUAUAUCUCUGCAUCUUGUGCCGACCAUCAAAGCCGUUUUAAGCAACCAAAAUGGGCAUCCGGGCCUCGGAGAAGACUUCCAGAAAAUGGCAAUAAUACUCUGUGAGGCAUGUCAUAUUAAACUACCUGAGGUACAAGGCCAAGUUGCCACAGGUCCCUUUGAUAGUGAUGAGCUAGAUUCGGAAUUUCGCUCUCUCGGCUUUCAAAAUGAACCUUGUGGAGAGACCCACGAUGUUCGGCCAGCUAAGCGUCGCAAACUGGAAGAAACAAGUAGCAUUUUUGAAGAACUUGUAGGCGAUCUCCACUCUCUACUUGGACUUCAAAAAUCUAUGAACUUGGAUGGCUUAAGUCAAGCGAUCGAGUCUUGCUUUGCUGCUUUAAAUGAUGCCGACCGGUGCAGAGCCAUCCAGUAUAUUUCUCUCAUCCCAUGUGCAGCUUAUGGUUCUUUAAAAUUAGCUCAGAAUAAAGAUGGAACAAUUCGGGAAGCCACAUGUUCCCUGUGCGAAGCAACCCAGGAAGCCAACUCAAUCAACUUGGAUAGUACCCGAUGCCGCAAUAUCAGUGGCGAAGCUGUUGAUAUUUUUAAUACUCUCGUCAAGUCGACUUCUUUUCUAGACUCAAGGCGGCCUCGUGUUAUAGCGAUGUAUGCCCUCAGACGAUUCACCGUACAUUUUGACGACGCAAACUUUGUUGAUUUAGAGAAAUCUUCUUUAGGACAGUGGUGUUUGCAGUCUCUUCGGAGCUCAAUCCGAGAACUCCGCAUUGCGGCUGGUCGAACUCUCCCUGGGUUUCUGAGCGGUCCAGGAUCAAUCGAAAGCUUGACGCGGAGGAAUAGAUUCAAUGUAUUCGAAUUGCUACGUUCCUUUUCGGAAGAGGCCAAUAUCCAUUUCCAAGAGACGUGUCUUCUAGCUUGGGGCCAGUUGGGACGUAUCUCGGACGGUGAUGAAUUGAACAUCGUACUUUUGAGUCUAGUCAGGUAUUUAGGGAGCAGCAAUCCUGUAGUCUCCGGUGUUGCAUUCAACGAGAUACUCAAAUUAUCCAAAGCCGGCGGGAUCAGCACGAAGCGGCUGUUCAGCCCCUAUUGGGAUACCAUAGCCAUUGAAGCUGUUAAAGAUCUCUUAGUCAGGCCUCAGACCACGCAAUCCAUAGCUGACCUAUUGGGAGUUUCAGUAUCCGAAUUCCUUGUUCUUACUCAAGGGUCCACGCUUCCAUGGCUUGUAUUAUUUGGCCAACCAGACGUUAUUAAAAGGAUAGCUGAGGCACGCAAAGACGAAGAAUCCUGGCUCGCCUGCAUGGAAACUUCAAACUUAGUAGCGAUAGUCCCACUCUUGCUAAUCCAGAAUGUGCCAAACACCGAGGCCUUUGUUAUGAAUCGUUUCAAAGCGGCGUCUCCGAAAUUAGAUCAGAUGGAUUUCACAGAACUAAUGAGAGUUGAGCCAGCUUCUCAGGCUUUCCAUCUACUGAAGGCUGCGGGAGAGGCCGACGAUACCAAGAAAUCCAAGAUCCAUACAGCGCUACAAUUCCUAGCUAAGCAUGCACACGCCGCCGUCGAUGGGAGUCAUAAGAAAGUUUCUGUUGGCCGGUUUCUGGAGCAGCACCUCUUGGGCCUGGUUGCUCGCCUAUCGGACAUUGUCAAUGAUUCACGAGAUGAGCACCCAACCAAGGAGAAAGAGCGAUGCGUCAAGGCUUUUGAGGAGCUUGUAAAGGUUGCUAAAGUGCAUACUAGGAUUGCUCGCCCUCAGAUUUGUGCAUGCCUUCAGUCGGCCUUGGCUCAUAAAGAACUUCAAGCGUCCGCCUUUUCAGCCUGGGCAACUAUGCUUACACAUCUCGCAGACGAUGACGUGGAGUCUAUGUUAGAGAGUACUUUCUCUACCCUUAUCCAGCACUGGGCGAACUUCAAUGGUGCUACAAAACAGCGUGCAGAAGAGAUUCUCCAGCAUUUACUCAAGCAUCGGGCACGCCUUAUUCGCAAUGCAAUCGUCAAUUUGCCGUCACUAUCGCAGCUUCAGGAGCUUGCUGAUGUUGAGGCUGCGAUUAGUAAAUGGAGGGCGCCCACUGAUGCCAGCAAUGCCUUCCAAAUAUUCAGUCGAAGGAUUGGGCAUGAGAAUUCGGGCGUUGUUUUCCAGGCUCUAGUUGAACUAAAAUCAUAUCUGCAGACGCACCAAUCUUUUCUCCAGGCUUCGGCAAUCAGCGAACAGCCAGACAACGUUGUUGGCCUGCUUGUCAGAUCAAUUCUGGAUACCUGCGUCAAGUUCAACAGUUCUCAUCUAGAUAUUGCUAGAUUAUCUGCCGAAUGUAUUGGUCUUAUUGGCUGUUUGGACCCCAACAGAGUCGAGUCUGUUCGAGAGCAGAAAGAGAUGGUUGUCGUCUCGAAUUUUGAGGAUACUGGCGAAACAACGGAUUUCGUGCUCUUCAUUCUAGAAGAAGUAAUAGUCAAGGCUUUUCUGUCGGCUUCCGACACCGUGUGGCAAGGAUUUCUAUCCUAUGUUAUGCAAGACCUUCUCUUCAAAUGCGACAUUAGGGACGUAUGUGGGCCCAUAAUUGCGGAUAACGGAAGGGGUUCUGAGCACGAGAUUUACCAAAAGUGGCUGAAGCUUCCUGGAACUGUUCGGGAUACCCUAACCCCGUUCCUCACCUCAAAAUAUAUCUUACACGAGAGAGAUCUGCCGAAGUACACGUAUCCAAUAUUCUGUCCUGAAAAUAUGGUUUCCGACAAAGUCUACAAUGUCUGGCUUAGGGCAUUUGUCCUCGACCUGCUCCAGAAACCGCUCACUCACAGCUCCAGUAUUAUAUUUCCAACCUUGUGUCGUACGAUUAGGAUACGAGACACUUCGAUUGCUAGCUUCCUGCUACCAUAUGUGGUUCUACAUGCCAUUGUGUUAGGGACCGAUCAGAACAGACAAGAAAUUGGCCAAGAGCUUCUUCGUGUCUUGACGUAUGAAGUGAAACCUGAUUCGAAGAUUAGGAGAGAAGACUUGAAACUAUCUGUUGAGGCUGUGUUUGGGGUGCUAGAUUACCUUUCUCGUUGGGUACAGGAGAAGCAGGCACAGUCAAGUCGUACCCGGCAUGACCCAACUGCGGCUACCAAGGGGAUCCAACGAGUAGGAACCGUCCUAUCCAUGAUCCCUCCUGAGAUCAUUUCCCAGCGUUCAGUAGAGUGUAAAUCAUACUCCCGUGCACUCUUUUACUGGGAACAGCACAUCCGCCACGUUCGAGAUGCCCAGGAAGGCCCAGCCUCAGACACACAACUAUUAGAGCGACUACAAGACAUAUAUACCCAGAUUGAUGAGCCUGAUGGCAUUGAGGGAAUAUCUGCGCACCUUCAUGUUUUAGAUAUCGAACAACAGAUUUUAGGCCAUCGCAAAGCUGGGCGGUGGACAGCUGCGCAGAGCUGGUAUGAGAUCAAACUCGCAGAUGCCCCUGACGAUGUUGAUGUGCAAGUCAAUCUUCUGACAUGCCUUAAAGAGUCUGGUCAACAUGAUGUUCUACUAAACUAUGUUGAAGGCAUGCGAGUUGCCACAGAAACUGCUCCUCGACUCAUUCCAUUUGCAACGGAGGCUUCAUGGGCAACAGGUAGGUGGCUGGCCUUGAAUAAAUAUACAUCCAUGGCUUCCAAGGGAAUGAGUGAAGACUUCAAUGUAAGGGUUGGUCAUGCUCUUCUUGCAUUGCAUAAGAAGGACCCCCAGGCCUUCCAGUCCACUAUUCAAUCUACUCGGGAACAGAUUGCAUGCUCGUUGUCAAUGUCAACGACAGCCUCGAUUGGGACCUGCCAUGACACCAUGCUUAAGCUUCAUGUACUUACAGAGCUAGAAAUGAUUGCCGGGCUAGACUCUGGAGCUGUGGUUGACCGCCCAAAAGUCCUAGCAUCUCUAAAUCGACGACUUGAAGCCAUCGGUGCUUAUCUUAAUGACAAGCAGUAUCUGCUCGGCAUUAGGCGUGCUGCCAUGCAGCUCUCGAGCUCUCAUUUUACAGAAGGGGAUGUUGCUUCAGCGUGGCUAACGAGUGCGCGACUCGCAAGAAAAGGAAACGCCAUCCACCAGUCAUUCAAUGCCGUUCUUCACGCAUCUCAGCUUAAAGACGAAUCAGCAACCAUCGAACAUGCUAGACUUCUAUGGAAAGAGGGGCAUCAUCGCAAGGCUAUACAGAACCUCCAAGGUGCGAUCGAGAGUAACGCCUUUAUAUCCCACGAUAGAGAUGCAGACCUCACCAACUUCACGGGCGUCGAUACAGCAGAUCAGCAGAACUUCCUCACUGCUAGAGCACACCUUUUGCUUGCCAAAUGGCUAGACGCCGCCGGCCAAACCCAUUCCGUGGCGCUUCGAUCACAAUAUCAACUAGCUGCCAAAACCCACUCAAGCUGGGAAAAGGGACAUUACUACCUUGGGCGUCAUUAUAACAAACUACUGGAGACGGAAAAGAACCUUCCGCCUAAUCUUCAGGCCGAGACAUACCUCACUGGGGAAACAGCUAAACUCGUUAUCGAGAAUUACCUGCGGUCGCUGAGUUUCGGAACCAAAUACCUCUAUCAAACUUUGCCACGAAUCCUCACCCUUUGGCUCGAUCUUGGUAUUCAAGUCAGUCAGCCAGUUGAACCCCGCUAUGGCGACUCAAAAGACUUCGUCACGAGAAUUAUCAAUGCCCGGAAAGACUAUCUUACACAGCUACACAACCGUUUCAGCAAGUACAUCCAGAAGAUGCCGGCCUACAUCUUCUACACCGCACUACCUCAGAUAGUUGCCCGAAUUGCACAUCCAAAUGUCGACGUCUUUAAAUUCCUCUCGCAGAUCAUUUUCAAAGUUGUCUCUGCACAUCCGCAACAGGCAUUGUGGAGUCUCCUUGCUGUGUGUUCGUCGAACCAAUUAGAUCGCAAGAGUCGAGGAGCGUCGAUCCUGCAAAGUCUCUGUAACAGCUCUAGCAAGCGAGCUGAGUCUGGGGCGGCGAGCAUCAAGUCUAUGAUCCGGCAUGGCGAGCGUCUUUGCGAGCAGUUACUCAUGGUCAGCACAUAUGGCGAUUUCCAAGGCAAUCGAACCGCUUGGGUCAGCUUGAGCAAAGACCUCAAAUUUAACUCCAAAGGUUGUUUACCAAAUUUUAUGGCUGUCCCGGUUGAGCGUGUUUUGACAGCGACCCUUCCGACUCUCACAGAUAACAUCCGAACCCACAAGGCAUUCUCUCAAGAUAUUGUAACCAUUGAUUCUUUUUCGGAGGAAGUUAUGGUACUAAGUUCCCUUCAAAAACCUCGAAAGCUUACUGCUCUCGGAUCAGACGGGAAGACUUACGGUCUGAUGUGCAAACCUAAGGACGAUCUACGAAAGGACCAGCGACUCAUGGAAUUCAACAGCAUGAUAAACAGAUCAUUGAAACGAGACGCCGAAUCUAGCAGACGGCAACUGUAUAUCAAGACGUAUGCGGUGACUCCUCUCAAUGAGGAAUGUGGCAUCAUUGAAUGGGUGGAUGGGCUGAAAACUCUUCGAGAUAUCCUUCUAGGUCUCUACAAGGCCCGAGGUAUCUCGGUGAAUUACAAGGAGAUCGAGGCGUUAUGUGAAGAAGCUACUAGAUCCGAAGACAAGUUACCAUUCUAUACGAAAAAGGUUUUGGGCCAGUUUCCUCCUGUCUUCCACAAGUGGUUUGUGCAGCAAUUUCCCGAACCUUCGACAUGGUUCGCAGCUCGACUACGAUACACCCGAUCUUGCGCGGUCAUGUCUAUGGUCGGUACGAUUCUAGGCUUAGGCGAUCGUCAUGGCGAAAAUAUACUUUUUGAAGAAGGCAAUGGUGGGACGUUCCACGUCGACUUCAACUGCCUUUUUGAAAAAGGCCUCACCUUCCUCAAACCUGAGCGAGUGCCUUUCCGAUUGACGCACAACAUGGUCGAUGCAAUGGGAAUGUAUGGCUACGAGGGGCCGUUCCGCAAAUCAUCAGAGCUAACUCUCAAACUUCUCCGGCAACACGAGGAAACUUUGAUGACCAUCUUAGAGGCUUUCGUGUACGAUCCUACACUAGAUCUUAUUAAGAAACCGGAGAAAAAGAGAAGAGAGGGUGCAUCUGUGGUGCCUCCAACUGCUCAGGGUGUGCUUGAUAAUAUCCGGAGAAAGGUUAGGGGCUUGUUGCCGGGGGAAAGCGUUCCUCUGGGUGUUGAGGGACAGGUUGAUGAGCUUAUUAAACAGGCAACCAACCAGACAUUUUUGGCGGGCAUGUAUAUUGGCUGGUGUUCUUUCUUCUAA